AUGGCGGCAGUGGAGCACCAUCAUUCCUCAGGGUUGCCCUACUGGCCCUACCUCAUGGCUGAAACUUUAAGAAAAAGGAUGGGCCACAAGCCAACUCCUCCACCUCAGUGUGAUCUGAGAGGUCAACCACAUCCAUCAGUUAAAGGGUGUCUGAGACUGCUGACUCUUUCUCGACUACAGUGUCUACUAGGACCUCAACCACAUUCAACAACUGAUGAUUUUCUGAGAAGAGAGACACCUCAAGACGAGUGUGCCCUGGGACCUGAACCACUUCCUCGAGCUAAUGAUUUUCCGAGACUCAAGACACCUCCCGAGGGUCUUUUCAUACCAAUUUCCCCUUUUCCAGUUGAUGAUUCUCUGAGCCUCAAGACACCUCCCGAGUGUCUUCUGGUACCCCUUCCACCUUCUCCAGUUGAUGAUUUUCUGAGACCACAAACACCUCCCGUCCAGUGUCACCUGAGACCUAUACCAUUUCAUCAAGCUGAUGAUAUCAGGAGACUCAAGAAACCUCCUGACUGUUUUUUUGCACCCUUUCAACCUUCUCCAGUUGAUGAUUCUCUGAGUCUGAAGACACCUCCCGAGUGUCUUCUGGUACGCCUUCCACCUUCUCCAGUUGAUGAUUUUCUCACACCACAGGCACCUCCCAUCGAGCGUCGUUGCCUGGGACCUGUAGCAUUUCCUCGAGCUGAUGAUUUUAGGAGACCCAAGGAACCUCCUGACUGUUUUUUCGUACCACUUCCACCUUCUCCAGUUGAUGAUUCUCUGAGCCUGAAGACACCUCCCGAGUGUCUUCUGGUACUCCUUCCACCUUCUCCAGCUGAUGAUUUUCUGAGACCACAAACACCUCCCGUCCAGUGUCACCUGAGACCUGUACCAUUUCCUCGAGCUGAUGAUAUCCGGAGACUCAAGAAACCUCCUGACUGUUUUUUCGCACCGCUUUCACCUUCUCCAGUUGAUGAUUCUCUGAGCCUGAAGACAUCUCCCGAGUGUCUUCUGGUACACCUUCCACCUUCUACAGUUGAUGAUUUUCUCACACCACCAGCACCUACCAUCAAGCGUCGUCACCUGGGACCUAUAGCAUUUCCUCGAGCUGAUGAUUUUAGGAGACCCAAGGAACCUCCCGACUGUUUUUUCUUACCACUUCCACCUUCUCCAGUUGAUGAUUCUCUGAGCCUGAAGACACCUCCUGAGUGUCUUCUGGUACCCCUUCCACCUUCUCCAGUUGAUGAUUUUCUCAUACCACAGGAACCUCCCAUCAAGCGUCGUCACCUGGGACCUGUAGCAUUUCCUCGAGCUGAUGAUAUCGGGAGACUCAAGAAACCUCCUGACUGUUUUUUCACACCCCUUCCACCUUCUCCAGUUGAUGAUUCUCUGAGCCUGAAGACACCUCCCAAGUGUCUUGUGGUACCUCUUCCACCUUCUGCAGUUGAUGAUUUUCUCACACCAAAAACACCUCAACUACAGUGUCACCUGAGACCUGUACCAUUUCAUCGAGCUGAUGAUAUUAGGAGACUCAAGAAACCUCCUGACUGUUUUUUCACACCCCUUCCACCUUCUCCAGUUGAUGAUUCUCUGAGGCUGAAGACACCUCCUGAGUGUCUUCUGGUACCCCUUCCACCUUCUCCAGUUGAUGAUUUUCUCACACCACAGGCACCUCCCAUCAAGCGUCAUCACCUGGGACCUGUAGCAUUUCCUCGAGCUGAUGAUUUUAGGAGACCCAAGGAACCUCCCAACUGUUUUUUCUUAUCACUUCCACCUUCUCCAGUUGAUGAUUCUCUGAGCCUGAAGACACCUCCUGAGUGUCUUCUGGUACCCCUUCUACCUUCUCCAGUUGAUGAUUUUCUCACAUCAGAGGAACCUCCCAUCAAGCGUUGUCGCCUGGGACCUGUAGCAUUUCCUCGAGGUGAAGAUAUCAGGAGACUCAAGAAACCUCCUGACUUUUUUUUUGCACCCCUUGCACCUUCUCCAGUUGAUGAUUUUCUCACACCACCAGCACCUCCCAUCAAGCGUCAUCACCUGGGACCUGUAGCAUUUCCUCAAGCUGAGGAUUUUAGGAGACCCAAGGAACCUCCCGACUGUUUUUUCUUACCCCUUCCACCUUCUCCAGUUGAUGAUUUUCUCACAUCAGAGGAACCUCCCAUCAAGCGUUGUCGCCUGGGACCUGUAGCAUUUCCUCGAGCUGAUGAUAUCAGGAGACUCAAGAAACCUCCUGACUGUUUUUUCGCACCCCUUCCACCUUCUCCAGUUGAUGAUUCUCUGAGCCUGAAGACACCUCCCGAGUGUCUUCUGGUACCCCUUCCACCUUCUCCAGUUGAUGAUUUUCUCACACCACCGGCACCUCCCAUCAAGCGUCGUCACCUGGGACCUGUAGCAUUUCCUCAAGCUGAUGAUUUUAGGAGACCCAAGGAACCUCCCGACUCUUUUUUCUUACCCCUUCCACCUUCUCCAGUUGAUGAUUUUCUCACAUCACAGGAACCUCCCAUCAAGUGUUGUCGCCUGGGACCUGUAGCAUUUCCUCGAGCUGAUGAUAUCAGGAGACUCAAGAAACCUCCUGACUGUUUUUCUGCACCCCUUCCACCUUCUCCAGUUGAUGAUUCUCUGAGCCUGAAGAAACCUCCCAAGUGUCUUGUGGUACCUCUUCCACCUUCUGCAGUUGACGAUUUUCUCACACCAAAAACACCUCAACUACAGUGUCACCUGAGACCUGUACCAUUUCAUCGAGCUGAUGAUAUUAGGAGACUCAAGAAACCUCCUGACUGUUUUUUUGCACCCCUUCCACCUUCUCCAGUUGAUGAUUCUCUGAGCCUGAAGACACCUCCCGAGUGUCUUCUGGUACCCCUUCCACCUUCUCCAGUUGAUGAUUUUCUCACACCACAGGCACCUCCCAUCGAGCGUCGCCUGGGACCUGUAGCAUUUCCUCGAGCUGAUGAUUUUAGGAGACCCAAGGAACCUCCCGAGUGUUUUUUCGCACCCCUUCCACCUUCUGCAGUUGAUGAUUCUCUGAGCCUGAAGACACCUCCCGAGUGUCUUCUGGUACCCCUUCCACCUUCUCCAGUUGAUGAUUUUCUCACACCACAGGCACCUCCCAUCGAGCGUCACCUGGGACCUGUAGCAUUUCCUCGAGCUGAUGAUUUUAGGAGACCCAAGGAACCUCCCGAGUGUUUUUUCACACCCCUUCCACCUUCUCCAGUUGAUGAUUCUCUGAGCCUGAAGACACCUCCCGAGUGUCUUCUGGUACCUGUUCCACCUUCUCCAGUUGAUGAUUUUCUGAGACCACAAACACCUCCCGUCCAGUGUCACCUGAGACCUGUACCGUUUCAUCAAGCUGAUGAUAUCAGGAGACUCAAGAAACCUCCUGACUGUUUUGACCGUUUUUUGUUUUGUUUUCUUUUGUGUUUGUUUUUUGUUUUAUUUUUAUUGUGUUGGAGGAAGGCGUCUGUUAUGUUGUUGAUUCUCUUUAUUCAUCAUUUUUGCAACACAUAAAUUCAUUUAAGUAUUGAUUGUGCACCUAUCAUAUGAUAAGCAUUUUUUCAUCACUCCCCCACUCCCAGAACCCUAAGCUUUUCUCACUGUUAGAACUGCUGGUUUAUUUGUAUUUCAGUCACUUUGACUAUAAACUCCUUGAGUGUAGGUGCUUAGAUUUUUUUCACUGCUUAGCCCCCAAUGCCUGUAUAGAGUAAGCUCUUUUUUUUUUUUUUUUUUUGUACCAAAUGCCCAAUGGCCAAUUUAUUCUGUUUCAGUAACAACUAGGCAUCAUUUUCAAAGGGCCAUAUACUGACAACAGACUGCCCAGAAAUUAUCUCCCUAUGUAGGAAAACUACAGAAGACAAGUUCUUGGACUUUUAAUGCCCAUUACAGUAGCCAUUAAUGACAGGUGACUACCGAGCCUUGAAAUGCAAUAGUCCAAAUUGAGAUGUGCUAUAAGCUUAAAUUACACACCACAUGUCAAAGCCAUAAGACCAAAAACUGUAAAAGAGUCUAGUAAUUUUAUAUUUAUUAUAUAUUGAAAUGAUAUUUGGUAUUUUAGAUAUAUUGAGUUAAAUAAAAGUUAAAUUCA
Molecule: messenger RNA, 4057 nt
Organism: Pongo pygmaeus (Bornean orangutan)
Lineage: Eukaryota; Metazoa; Chordata; Mammalia; Primates; Hominidae
Product: nuclear pore complex-interacting protein family member B13-like
Exons: 1
Coding region: 1-3483 (1160 amino acids)
Source: RefSeq, a predicted model, not a curated record